Molecule: messenger RNA, 210 nt
Organism: Sphenostylis stenocarpa
Lineage: Eukaryota; Viridiplantae; Streptophyta; Magnoliopsida; Fabales; Fabaceae
Source: the annotation of a GenBank genome assembly
AUGGUCUGCUUCUGCUUUCUGGUGGAUCAGCGGAGGGAGGUGCAACGGAGCAAGCCUGCGGCCGGGAUCUGCUCCCGGUGCGGCGGCGGAGCCAGCGUCGCCGACAUGAAGACGGCCACCAGGUUCUGCUAUGUCCCCUUCUAUUGGAAAUCGUGGAGAGCCAUUAUUUGCACUUUCUGCGGAGCCGUUCUUCGCUCUUACCAACACUGA